Messenger RNA from Lotus japonicus, 1248 nucleotides. RefSeq lists its product as uncharacterized. Gene Ontology annotation, molecular function: nucleic acid binding. Lineage: Eukaryota; Viridiplantae; Streptophyta; Magnoliopsida; Fabales; Fabaceae. The record is from RefSeq and is a predicted model, not a curated record. Gene Ontology annotation, biological process: DNA integration. The transcript has a single exon. Bases 1 to 1248 code for a protein of 415 amino acids.
AUGGAUGAAGACUGGAGGUCCCAAAUCCUCAAGUACCUCAGAACUGGAUGGUUGCCAGAAGACAAGGCCGAAGCCAAGAAGUUGGUAAGGGGCGCCUCCUGGUACACUAUAAUUAACGACGACCUCUUCAAGCGGGGAUUCUCCACCCCCCUUCUCAAGUGCUUGCCCAACGACAGAGCGGCUUAUGUCUUAGCGGAAAUCCACGAGGGCAGCUGUGGCCACCAUCCGGGUGGACGUUCCCUUGCCCGAAAAGUACUCCGAGCUGGUUACUACUGGGCCACCCUGGAGAAAGAUGUUGCGGAUCAUGUUAAGCAGUGUGACCCCUUCCAGAGGCACGCUGACCUGCACAACGCUCCCCCUGCACGUCUUUCAUCUCUAGUCAGUCCUUGGCCUUUUCACCAAUGGGGCAUGGAUUUAUUAGGCCCGUUCGACACAGCCCCCGGUCAGCUCAAGCACUUGGUUGUGGCAGUGCAUUACUACACCAAGUGGAUCGAGGCAGAGCCGCUAGCGACAAUUACCUCAGCUCGAGUACAACGCUUCUUCUACAAGAACGUCAUCAGUAGAUUCGGGGUCCCCGGGGUCCUAGUCACAGACAAUGGGACCCAGUUUACCUCUAAAGGGUUUAGGGAUCUCUUGGACGGGCUACACAUCAAGCAGCGGUUUACCUCCGUCAAGCACCCCCAGACAAACGGGCAGGCAGAGUCAGCCAACAGGGUCAUCCUCCGAGGCCGCCGGAAAAGGUUGGGGAAGGCCAAAGGCGACUGGGCCGAGCAACUCGACCACGUCCUGUGGGCAUACUGCACUACUCCGCACUCGACUAUGGGGAAGAGCCCGUACCGCCUCACCUUUGGCACAGAAGCAGUGAUCCCGGCCGAAAUAGGGGAACCGUGCGCUCGAACGGCUGGAUUCGACCCCGACCAAAACGACCAACUCAUAGAGGAGGACCUCGAUCUCCUGGCUGAAAGAAGAGCGGUCGCCAACUGCAGAGAGCUGAUCGUAAAGCAACAUGCGGAUGUUCGCUACAACAAGAAAGUAGUUCUCCGCUCCUUUGCCACGGGGGACUUGGUCCUCCGGAAUGCCAGAAUCGGAGCACGUUCGACCGAGCGCGGAAAACUAGCAGCCAACUGGGAAGUCUCUUAUAGGGUGACAGAAGCAACCGGCACAGGAGCAUACAAGCUGGAAACUCUAGCAGGAAAAGGGAUCCCCCGCACCUGGAAUGCAACCAAUCUGAGGAGAUACUACAGCUAG